UUAAAGAUCAAUUGAGUAGAUUGAUUGUACUGUAUUUACGAAAAUGUCUUCCGAUGUGAAAGAGUUUCUACGCCAAGCCGCGAUGCAAGUUGGUGCGGGCGGAUCUGCAGGCUUUGUGGAAGUUUGCAUAAUGCAUCCGUUGGAUUUGGUCAAAACUAGGCUUCAACUGCAAGCUAGUCCUGCAUCUGGUGCUACAAAAGCAACUACGUAUUAUAAUGGCGUAUUUGAUUGUAUCCGGAAAAUGGCUAAAUCGGAAGGAUUUUUUUCACUGUAUAAAGGCAUUCUACCUCCUGUGCUGGUCGAAACUCCGAAACGUGCGGUAAAGUUUUUGACCUUCGAGCAGUAUAAGCGUUUCUUCAUGUUCGGUUCUGACAAACCGACGCCCUUGACAUUCUCUUUAGCUGGACUAGGCGCGGGUGUUACUGAAGCUAUUCUUGUCAACCCAUUCGAAAUGGUUAAAGUGACCUUACAAGCAAAUAAAAACAAGAUGGGACAAGUACCCAGUACAUUAGCUGUUACCAAGCAGAUAAUCAACGAGUCAGGGUUUGGACUGAAUGGAUUGAACCGUGGUCUUACAGCUACCAUCGGGCGGAAUGGUGUUUUCAAUAUGAUUUAUUUUGGAUUCUAUCACAGCGUUAAAGGAAUAAUUCCCGAAUACAAGGAUCCUGUACAGGAAUUUCUGCGUAAAGUAGGCAUCGGGUUUGUCAGUGGAACGCUGGGAUCCAUCGUGAAUAUUCCUUUCGACGUAGCAAAGUCUCGAAUCCAGGGACCUCAACCCAUACCGGGACAGGUGAAGUACCGCACCACCUUCGGCUCGAUGGCGAUCGUAGCUCGAGAGGAAGGUUUUGCUGCGCUCUACAAAGGUCUCACUCCCAAAGUGAUGCGCCUAGGGCCGGGAGGUGCAAUUAUGCUCGUAGUUUAUGACUAUGUGUACGCUUUUCUGGACGAUUAUUUCAAGUAGUUGCGUAAUCUAUCAACCCAACGAAAGAAGAGAGAAUCGCAAAGGAAGACAUUCACACAACAUGCCAUUAGACAAAACCAUGCGACAGCGACGAUCGUCCGUUUUUCUUCGCUGUGCUUUUGAAGCGUUCGCUUUGUCUCAUAAUAACGUAUAAUCGCAUUUAUCUUCAAAUUCAGGUGCAUUUGCAACAUACGGGUUUUGAUACAAAACAUAUUAUUGGUCUUUAUAUCGUUUUUGGAAGUAACUUUCUAUCGUUAAAAUUUCGUACGAAUCAUCAAAAGAGUAUUAUUCUGGUAUCCAUGUGUGACAUGU
Messenger RNA from Anopheles nili, 1273 nucleotides. RefSeq names its product mitochondrial 2-oxodicarboxylate carrier. The transcript has 6 exons. The coding region runs from base 44 to 961 and encodes 305 amino acids. The record is from RefSeq and is a predicted model, not a curated record. Lineage: Eukaryota; Metazoa; Arthropoda; Insecta; Diptera; Culicidae.